Molecule: messenger RNA, 2694 nt
Organism: Aspergillus nomiae NRRL 13137
Lineage: Eukaryota; Fungi; Ascomycota; Eurotiomycetes; Eurotiales; Aspergillaceae
Exons: 5
Coding region: 1-2694 (897 amino acids)
Biological process (GO): peptidyl-serine phosphorylation; peptidyl-threonine phosphorylation
Molecular function (GO): protein binding; ATP binding; protein serine/threonine kinase activity
Source: RefSeq, a predicted model, not a curated record
AUGACUGACGCGGUGAUCGGCUCGCUUUGCGAGCGAUUUACAACUCGACUAAAGGAAAAUUCCUCGGUCAACUAUAACCGACAUCGGUUCUUCCGCAAUGGCACCGUGAAAAAGGUCUUUGAAAGCAACCAGCAAGACCUGCGAGAACUGCUGCGAUGUUUGUGUCAGGCUAAUGGCACUCCCCUCACACACGUACCGGACAUUCUACGAAGAACGUUAACAGACCUGAGCUUGAUUUUUGCAAUCCUAUUAUUCGCCCGCGGGCGCCAGGAGAGAGAUGUUCUGCGACAGUUCGUGGAUUUCGCACUUGAGACAGGCGCUGACCAUGUCGCUCCACGUCAGUUCACCGAUACAGACCUCCCUAUCUCCCUCGAGAUGGCGACCAGCCAUUUUCCCCUGCAAGGAGUCGAAUUUUACCACAAACAAUUUCGGUUCUGCGCCGUUACGCUGAUGAAGCGCGAAGAAGUCGUAUACGAGCAACAUCGAUUCCAGUGCCCACUGCCGUAUCUCGAGGAGACAAAGAUCGGGGAAGGCGCUUUCGGUCAAGUGUGGAGGGUACGGAUUGAAGAACAACAUUUCCAGUCACGAUCCGAUCGUACAACCACCACCGAAGCAUUGGAGCUUGCGCGAAAAGACUUUCAGUUAGAUCGAGAGGGUAGAGGGGAGCAACAGAUUCUGAACAAGAUCCUGGAUCAGCCACGUCGACACAAGAAUAUCAUGGUGGCGCUGGCGAGUUUGCAAUAUGGACCCACGUAUAGUUUGUUUUUUCCACUCGCGUCCUGCAACCUAUGGGAAUACCUGAACGGAGUUUACUCUGAAGAUCGCUUUCCUCCGUCUACGUGGGAAGAAAAGAAGGACAUCUACUCGCGUGGAGUAACGUUAGCCGGAGCACUGGCGUUCCUUCACCAUGAAUUUCGCGAUCAAAAACUGGAGGUAUUUUCAUGCUACCAUCUUGAUCUGAAGCCACACAAUAUACUUGUCUUCGAUGCGUAUAGCCCGUCCGAGACUUGGAAAAUUACGGAUUUCGGACUAUCGCGUGUCAAGGGUAGAGGGCUAGAUGGUGAAGCAGAUGUGGAGCUCGUGAUGCCUAUAAUGGGGAGAGGCCAUAAGAGACCGAGGCGACUUCAGGAGCCAUCGACGUUGAAUCGAAGAGGCGAAGGUACUUACCUUGCCCCGGAAUGUUCAUUACCUAGUGGCCGGGUCAGCUCUGCCAGCGAUGUUUGGUCGCUCGGCUGCAUCAUCAGUCUGGUGAUGUCUUAUAUUGAUUCGGGAUAUAGCGGCGUGGUGGCAUUUGCGAGGCAACGACGCAGACAGGACCACGGGGACAAAUUCUAUACAAUCCGACAUGGGAAGCCAAAGCUUUCACCGGUAGUCAUUGCGUGGUACGAGAAGCUAAAGCACAGAGCUCGAGCAAGUUCGUUUGCGAUGGAGCACGAGAUUGUAUACCGAACACUCGACUUUCUGCAGAACGUCAAUAAGCGGCGUAUUUCAUCGAAGAUCAUCGGAAACACGGAGCAGGUGGCGGCUGCGAGACCUUCAUUCUCUUCAGCCUAUACUCCUAGCUAUGAGAAACUCCGUAUUGAGACAAGCAUGCCCAUUCUUGGAACCGCGUUUGCACCGGGCGGCGAUGUUUUGCUGUUCCAAUCUCAGCAGAAAGUGCAAGUGUUUUUCCUCGACGAAAUCCUGUCCUCUGUAGAGCGGCUCCCGAAACCGCGAGUGAUAAAUAUUGCUAGGGCAUCCUUGGAAUGCGUUGCGAGUAGCUCGGGCUUUCUCUGUGCCUGCCUCGCUACGACAUGCUUCGAGUGCAUCUUCUACGAAACCACCAUCUCAUCCGAGUCGCAAGGAAAUAGCAUCCUCCAGGGUUCAAGAGUCCACUAUCCGCACAUGGGCUCUAUCAAAAAGGUUGCCAUGUCCGCCGAUGGGCUUCUAACAGCAUUCAUCGUCACGCGAAACCCCGGAGACUCUGAUUCAGAUGCUCUCUUAUAUCUGUCAACUACACAGAAUCUCCUGAACAAUGCAAGCGAAGGACAUAGCUCACCUCCAUCAAGCCGAUCAAACUCUGCGGUAUCCUACCAAGAUUCUGAUAGCAUCACUAGUGGCGGAAAUAUCAUCUUGCGUGAUUCGAUGGUCGGCCCAGCGACGCAAAUCCGCUCAUUAAGAUUCUCUAACGAUAAUCACUACCUGAUCAUGGUUUCCCAGGUAGAUCCUGUACACCUUUUGGUUCGAGCAUGGGACACAUAUAGCGGUAUCUCCUGCGCAAAUUUGAAAAUAGGGUUUCAGGGGGCAGCUUCUGUGGAUGAACCUCUCUACACUGCAUGUUCUGUCUUCAAUCGGGAACCACAGCUAUUUAUACUUUGUCAACGGAAAUACCUUCUCCACCUCAGCUCCUGGCGUUGGGAUCGCCAGGUUCACACGCUCCCUAACCAGGCAGUGAACGUAUUCGUGCGUGAUGAUGACGAGGCCCUGAUUAUACUAGGUGAUAAUGGGAGCGAUCGUCGGCUUCGCACCUAUGUCUUGCCGAUCCCCAUUUCGGGCAGGCCCGAACCAGCGAAAGUAGCGCUCAGUAACCUGAACCAGUAUAGGCCAGCUCUAGACAGCGCUGUACUGACACGCACAACAAGGGGGCAGAUUGUGUUGGUAGUGGCCACCGCAAGGGGUGAAUUCCUGGCUGUGAAGCUUCCAGACGGAACAUGA